AUGAAUCGUGUUAUCAAGUGCAGGAAUAUAUCUCGACAAUUGCGUCCUCAAUGGCGUCAUCAAUCACAUCUUCAUACAUCGACCAAAUUACAGCUACCUCGAUUUUCAAUAGGGCGUACAAGUCCUACUAAUCGGACUAGAAUCACCAAAGAAAUCACUCCCGAGGAAGUGCAACAAUUCCAGGAGGCGCAAGAACGGGCUAAACAACGUGGAUCAUUUGAGCAAGCUUCUGCGCCAUACACUGAUAAUGACCAAUUCCCGUCAUACCAGUUCCACAUUCCCAACAACACCAAUGGAAUUAUAACUCCACAAGACCCCAUCUACGAUAUCUUAUCCGAACCUACUCUCGUAAUCGAACGACAAAUUGAAUUUAUGAAUUUAUUCAUUGGGUUUGAACAAGCUAAUAAUUACACAAUUAUGAAUUCUAGCGGUCAGCCAAUUGGAUUCAUGAGGGAGAAGGAUAUAGGAAUUGGUCGAACUUUAGGUCGUCAAUUUUUCCGAUUACACCGUCCUUUUGAUAUCGAUGUUUUUAACAUGCUGGGUGAAUUAGCAUUGAGUAUCAAGCGUCCCUUUUCAUUUAUAAAUUCUCAUAUUAAAGCACUAUUGCCCGGUUAUGACCAUGACAAUGAGAUGAUUUAUGAAGUCGUUGGUGAAAGUGUACAAAGGUGGCAUUUAUGGAGACGAAAGUACAACUUGUUCAAAUUGGAGGAUGAAAAGACGGAUAAUUAUGAACAAUUUGGUGAUAUUGACGCUCCGUUUUUAUCAUUUGAUUUCCCUAUAAAGAAUGAACACGGCAAAGUUAUCGCUAGCGUUGAUAGAAACUGGGUUGGUUUAGGUAGAGAAAUGUUUACUGAUACUGGGGUUUAUAUUUUACGAUUUGAUCCACAAAGUUUCCGAGGCAUGGAAAAUUAUUAUGGAGAUAUUAGUUCCAGUGGUGUUACAAUGGAUCAAAGAGCAGUGAUAUUGUCAUGCUUUACCAGUAUUGAUUUUGAUUACUUCUCGAGACAUAGCAGUGGACAUGGAUUGUUUUCAUUUGGGGGUAGUUACGACGAUAUAUAG
This is a messenger RNA of Lodderomyces margitis, 1059 nucleotides long. RefSeq lists its product as uncharacterized. The record is from RefSeq and is a predicted model, not a curated record. Gene Ontology annotation, cellular component: plasma membrane. The transcript has a single exon. Bases 1 to 1059 code for a protein of 352 amino acids. Gene Ontology annotation, molecular function: phospholipid scramblase activity. Gene Ontology annotation, biological process: plasma membrane phospholipid scrambling. NCBI's taxonomy places the organism in Eukaryota, Fungi, Ascomycota, Pichiomycetes, Serinales, Debaryomycetaceae.